Verticillium nonalfalfae is the source of this 333-nucleotide messenger RNA. RefSeq lists its product as uncharacterized. Gene Ontology annotation, cellular component: ubiquitin ligase complex. The record is from RefSeq and is a predicted model, not a curated record. The coding region runs from base 1 to 333 and encodes 110 amino acids. The transcript is spliced from 2 exons. NCBI's taxonomy places the organism in Eukaryota, Fungi, Ascomycota, Sordariomycetes, Glomerellales, Plectosphaerellaceae.
AUGGGCCUCGCCUACAACACGUACCUCAACAGCAGCAAAAUCUACGGCUGCAAGACGUGCAAAGCGCACCUCGCCAAUCAUGAGGACAUAAUCAGCCGAAACUUUCGAGGCCAGCACGGCAAAGCCUAUCUAUUCAAUAAUGUCGUGAACAUUGACAUGGGCGAGCCAAGCGAGCGCAAUAUGACAACUGGGAGGCAUAUCGUCCGUGAUAUCACUUGCCGACAGUGCAAAGAGACGGUGGGAUGGAAGUACGACAAGGCGUACGAAACUACUGAGAAGUACAAGGAGGGCAAGUUCAUUCUGGAGGCGGAGCUUCUCUGCAAUGUGACGUGA